AUGUUAUCCUUCGCUGCCAGGACCGUGCCCGGGCAAGUGGCUGUCUCUUGCUAGGUUCUGCUCACCCACUUGGUAGCACAGUUAGGCUUAGCGAUCCAGCCCAAGGCAGACAGACAGGGCUCAGAACCUCAGUCCUGCCAUGGAGGACGGGCAGCAGAAAGAGAAGGUAUGAAACGGAGCCUCUGUCACUUGCCUCCCCACUGCUGCCAGCAGCCUCGGACUCUCCUAUCUCUCUUUCUGUCCGCCUCCUCCAGAGUCUCCAGACUCUCCCUCUCUGCCAACUCACACCCUCCUUGCCAGGCCUCUCAGCUCUCUCUUGUCACGACGCUGCCCCUAUGCCACCCCUGUCCUCACCCCACAGCCAGGAAAAUGCCCGAGGCCUCGCCCUCACCCAAAGGUACUGCGGCUUUAUCAUGUGGCUCUGUCUGAUCUUCUCUUCCCUCUUCUAUCUCAACCUGGCAAGGGGGGGAGAAAAGGAGGUGAGGCCUUCCGGGCAGGGGUGUUCACUCAUCACCCCAGGGAGAGAAAGGCGGGGCCUGUGCACCCGCCAGGUGAGAGGUCCCUCUGACCUCUGCCUGCCCCACAGGUGCUGCUGCUCCUGACGUGGUCCCUUCGAGCCCUGAUGAGAGCAGUGGCCACACCCCACCCUCCCCCACCCCUGUGUGCACCUCCAGGCCCCUGGGAGGCGGAGACACCUGUAGCUCGAGGGCUGGGAAGUCAGGGCAGACCCCUCCCAAGAGGCUGUCUCUGACCCCAGGAAUGGGCACAUAAAUGCCCAGGGCAGUGGCUUUGGGGCUGCCAGGGCCUCCCAGAGCUGGUGAGAGAAUGAGCAGGCUCUUGUGCUGUGUGCAGGCGAGGCCCCUGGGCUUCCUCAAGCCCUCCUCCUUGACGAAGGUUUCCAGUCACUUCAAGACGCACCAGGACUCACUGCCCCGGCUGCCCGUGCCCCCGCUCCAGCAGACCCUGGACCAUUAUCUCAAGGCACUGCAGCCCAUCGUCAGCGAAGAGGAGUGGGCCCAAACCAAGCAGCUGGUGGAAGAGUUUCAGUCUCCAGGGGGCGUAGGGGAGCGCCUGCAGAAGGGGCUGGAGCGCAGGGCCAGGAAGACGGAGAACUGGCUGUCUGAGUGGUGGCUCAAAACAGCUUACCUCCAGUACCGCCAGCCCCUGGUCAUCUAUUCCAGCCCGGGCAUGGCGCUGCCCAAGCAGGACUUUGUGGAUCUGCAGGGACAGCUCCGGUUCGCUGCCAAAUUAAUUGAGGGUGUGUUGGAUUUCAAGGCCAUGAUUGACAACGAGACCCUGCCCGUGGAGUACCUGGGGGGCAAGCCACUGUGCAUGAACCAGUACUAUCAGAUCCUGUCCUCCUGCCGAGUGCCAGGCCCCAAGCAGGACUCGGUCACCAACUUCAGCAAGAUCAAGAAGCCGCCCGCACACAUCACCGUGGUGCACAACUACCAAUUUUUUGAGCUGGACGUGUACCACAGUGAUGGGACACCCCUGACCUCGGAUCAGAUCUUCACGCAGCUGGAGAAGAUCUGGAACUCGUCCCUGCAAACCAACAAAGAGCCUGUGGGCAUUCUCACCUCCAACCAUCGCAACUCCUGGGCCAAGGCCUACAGCACCCUCAUCAAAGACAAGGUGAACCGGGAGUCGGUGCGCUCCAUCCAGAAGAGCAUCUUCACCGUGUGCCUGGACGCGCCCAUGCCUCGGGUCUCGGAGGACAGGUACCGCCACCAAGUGGCCUGCCAGAUGCUGCACGGGGGCGGCGGCAAGCUCAACAGCGGCAACCGCUGGUUCGACAAGACGCUGCAGUUCAUCGUGGCCGAAGAUGGUGCCUGUGGGCUCAUUUAUGAGCAUGCGGCAGCAGAGGGACCCCCCAUCACCACCCUUGUGGACCACGUCAUUGAGUUCACGAAGAAGCCCGAGCUCGUGCGGUCUCCCAUGAUACCCCUGCCCAUGCCCAAGAAGCUGCGGUUCAACAUCACCCCUGAGAUCAAGAGCGACAUCGAGAAGGCCAAGCAGAAUCUCAGCAUCAUGAUCCAGGACCUGGACAUCACGGUGUUCGUGUUCCACCACUUUGGAAAGGACUUCCCCAAGUCGGAGAAAUUGAGCCCGGACGCCUUCAUCCAGAUGGCCCUCCAGCUGGCCUACUACAGGAUCUACGGGCAGGCGUGCGCCACCUACGAGAGCGCCUCCCUGCGCAUGUUCCACCUGGGCCGCACCGACACCAUCCGCUCGGCCUCCAUGGACUCGCUGACCUUCGUCAAGGCCAUGGGCGACCCUAAUGUGACGGAGCACCAGAAGGUGGAGCUGCUGCGAAAGGCCGUGCAGGCCCACCGAGCCUACACCGACCUGGCCAUCUGCGGGAAGGCCUUCGACCGGCACCUGCUGGGCCUGAAGCUGCAGGCCAUCGAAGACCUGGUCAGCAUGCCCGACAUCUUCAUGGACACCUCCUACGCCAUCGCCAUGCACUUCAACCUCUCCACCAGCCAGGUCCCCGCCAAGACAGACUGUGUCAUGUUCUUUGGGCCUGUGGUCCCAGAUGGCUACGGCGUCUGCUAUAACCCCAUGGAGUCGCACAUCAACUUCUCCGUGUCGGCCUACAACAGCUGUGCCGAGACCAACGCCGUCCGCCUGGCGCACUACCUGGAGCAGGCGCUCCUGGACAUGCGCGCCCUGCUGCAGAGCCACCCCCGGGCCAAGCUCUGAGCCUCGUUGCUCAGACCCGCCGAUGCCACGGCCAAGCCACCAUGGGAGGGCCACCCGCCGGGCUCUGCUCCUUCACUCCCCCGCCCCCUGGGCCUGACACAUCUGACCCAGUUGGGGACAAGCACCCCCCAGUGGAGCCUGCAGGCCCGAGCCAAGUGCCUUCCGCGGGCCCUCACCAGCACCCUCUGGGGCCAAGCAGGAGGGAGGCCUGGGCGCCCGGCCUCCCUCCUGCUGCGGCAGCCUCUGGGGAAAGGAACCAGCCCACCUCGCCCCUCGUCGGGGUGGCAGCUGGGCCGUCCUUUCCUUGCCAGCUCAACUCUGCCCGGUUCCUGCCAUCUGCACAGCCAGGCUGAGGUCUCUACCCUGAUCCCCAAGCUCCCGAGGACCUAGAGACAGGAUCACCUGAGGCUGGGCACCUUCCCGAGGCUGAGGAGCUGAGCAGCAAGGUGUGCUGGUGGAAAAGCCUGCCCUGCAUCAGAGCGCCCUCUCUGUGGCUCCGCGCCGUGGCUCAUGGGCCCCAGCCCGCUUGCUUCCUGAACACGGCCCGGUUGUGCGGUAGUAACCGGCAGGGCAGUUGGUUAAUAAAGGGGAAAUCUGCCUGGAAA
Molecule: messenger RNA, 3311 nt
Organism: Sus scrofa (pig)
Lineage: Eukaryota; Metazoa; Chordata; Mammalia; Artiodactyla; Suidae
Source: RefSeq, a predicted model, not a curated record